This is a messenger RNA of Coniosporium apollinis CBS 100218, 1002 nucleotides long. RefSeq lists its product as uncharacterized. The record is from RefSeq and is a predicted model, not a curated record. Gene Ontology annotation, cellular component: preribosome, large subunit precursor; nucleolus. Bases 1 to 1002 code for a protein of 333 amino acids. Gene Ontology annotation, biological process: maturation of LSU-rRNA; maturation of 5.8S rRNA. The transcript is spliced from 4 exons. Lineage: Eukaryota; Fungi; Ascomycota; Dothideomycetes.
AUGGCUUCAGACGAAAUAGUCUGGCAGGUCAUUAACAACCAGUUCUGCUCCUUCAAGCUCAAAACUACCAAAGAAUCGAAUUUUUGCCGCAACGAGUACAAUGUGACCGGUCUCUGCCGAUCGCAGUACUGCCCACUGGCAAACUCACGAUACGCCACCGUUCGUCAAGGUCCUAAUGGAAUCUUCUUGUACAUCAAGGCCGUUGAGCGAGCGCACAUGCCGAAUAAGUGGUGGGAGAAGAUAAAGCUGCCGUCGAACUACGCAAAGGCUCUAGAGGAAAUAGAUACGCGGCUCAUCUUCUUCCCCAAAGUUCUGGUCCACCGCUGCAAGCAAAGACUCACGCGAUUGACGCAAGUUGCCAUACGGACCAAACGACUGAUGAAAGAGAACGAAAGACUAGGCGAGAAGCUGGUCCCGAAGUUGGCGCCCAAGGUCCGAAGAAGAGAGGAGACAAGAAUGCGGAAAGCGGAAGCGGCCGCGAAGAUAGAAAGAGCCAUCGAACGAGAACUACUGCAGCGAAUGAAGGAAGGCGCAUAUGGCGAGCAGCCGCUGAACGUCGACGAGAAGGUAUGGCAGCGAUUUCUCAAGCGCCAAGAGAAGAGCGGCGAAGCAUUGCGGGACGAGGAUCUCGACGAAGGGAUUGAAGAGGAGGAAGAGACUGAGCACGAGUACGAGUAUGAGCGGGGCGAAGCUGCUGGUGAUGUCGAGUAUGUUAGCGACGUAGAGGGCGAAUCGGAUGAGGAUCGUGACGACCUGGAGGACUGGAUAGGCGACAAAAGUUCAGAUCAAGGCGACGGAAGUAGUGAAGAGGAAGAUGAUAGCGAGGAUAGCAGUGAGGAUGAGGAUACGGAUGAUGAGGAGCUGAAGAAGGCGCUUGGAAGUCUUAAGAGGAAGCGCCCAGCGUCGCGCCCAGCGAAACCUGUCAAGAAGGGCAGGAAAGGACCGCACGUGGAGAUCGAGUACGAGAGGGAGCCGGCGGUACGGCAGGCUAUUACGUCCUGA